CAGAGAGUCCAGAUAAGGCCAGUGUGUGAGAGGAGUCCUAUAAAACAACCAUUGAUUUAUAGAAGAGUUAAGCCUCAUGGAUGUGCAACAGGGACAGAUGUUUCAGGUUUGGACAUCAGGACGCUGUUGGAGACAAUAGAGAUCACAUCCCAAAGCACUCCUGUGUCAUCAUUAACUGUGUUUCCCCCUUAACUCGAAAACACAAUGUCAUCAACCCUGAUGCUAGACCUCGAAAAGAAGUGGUUUGAGAGUUUUCAUAAAUUGCACCUCGAAUUUCUUAUCAUACCUGCCGUAGUUAUCACUCUAGCCACCUUGUUAGCCAAUCCUGUUCUCUUGACAUGCAUUUGUCUGUCCCGUGCCUUGCGUCAGGAGACCCGUUAUCUGCUGGUGGCCAACACUCUGAUGGCAGACAUGCUUUUCCUCAUCUUCAACCUGACCACAAUGAUUUAUAACACUGUGAGAGCUCAGAUACCCUGGAGAGUCUGUGAGCUCAUCACAGCUGUCUCCGUCAUAGCCUACUGCUGCGCCAUCCUCACCGUCACUCUCAUGGUGGUCGACACCUACACUGCGGUUCGCUGGCCUCUCCAAUACCACGACAUCCUUCCCCCUGCCCGCACCCGCCGCAUCCUGGUGGGGAUGUGGGUGCUGGCAGCCGUAUACCCUUUCAUCGUACUGAUCCUGAUGGAAAUACACAGGAGCAACUCCCACGAAAAGGUGCGUGUGUGUCUGGCUCUCAUCUCCUUCUCCUUCCUUCAGAUCAAGGACACACUGGGGAUCCACAUUUUCUUCUUUGUAGCAGCAAUCAUCUGUGCAAUAAUGAUUUGUUACUGCUACGUUCGACUCUACAUGGUGACAAGAACGCAGGGAAUCUGGCAGAGCCGUUUCUCCAGGGCCCGGGUCACGCUGCUGGCCCACGCCGUUCUGCUCCUGCUCUACUUUGCCCCCGGCUUUGUUUUUAUUGUGGAACUCUACCUGUUCGACAGGAAAGAUAUAAGUCAGGAACUUCGCGUGUGGAUCAACACGGCCAACGUAUGUGUUUUCAUGUUGCUGCCCAGAGCGCUUGCUCCUUAUCUGUAUGGGAUGAGAUACAGGGAGAUCUCUGAUACUCUAUUGAUCCUGGUGCAGCGCAACAGGAGGCCCAGCCAGAACACCGUGUCAUGAAGACACUGAAGAAUCUUUAUUAUUCAUAUUUAUUGCAUUUUUCCACUGAGACUGCUUCUGAUGAAUACACAUUUUUAAAUCAUUUCUAAGUAUCAAGAUUUUAGACUCAAGUCACAAAUACAGUGCAAUCCACAAUAUUAAGAAGUUUUGUUUUGAUGAGCUACCUAACAUACUUUUCUUUCUUUUUUUUUUUUUUUACCUUUUCUAGAUUCUUUUCAAAAUAAAUUGUCUCUAAAAGUUGAACCUA
Molecule: messenger RNA, 1408 nt
Organism: Amphiprion ocellaris (clown anemonefish)
Lineage: Eukaryota; Metazoa; Chordata; Actinopteri; Pomacentridae
Product: probable G-protein coupled receptor 148
Exons: 2
Coding region: 205-1161 (318 amino acids)
Biological process (GO): G protein-coupled receptor signaling pathway
Cellular component (GO): membrane
Molecular function (GO): G protein-coupled receptor activity
Source: RefSeq, a predicted model, not a curated record